Etheostoma spectabile (orangethroat darter) is the source of this 3325-nucleotide messenger RNA. It is a transcript of the gene tes, whose product is annotated as testis derived transcript (3 LIM domains). The transcript has 7 exons. The record is from RefSeq and is a predicted model, not a curated record. Gene Ontology annotation, molecular function: zinc ion binding. Lineage: Eukaryota; Metazoa; Chordata; Actinopteri; Perciformes; Percidae. Bases 220 to 1968 code for a protein of 582 amino acids.
UUUGAAAGCUAUGACCGGAAACUAUUUUGUGAAUUCUGUUUAACUUUACAGCAAUGCGGAGAAGCAGGACCUCCGAAGAAAUAAACCGAGAGUGAACCGAGCACUUGUAUUAUUUCUCUGGUCCGUUUUCUGUCAGUUUUGGGGUUUGACAGUUGUUUUAGUAGCCGAAUAUCUGUUCGCUUCGUCUGGACCAAGCUAUCUCCGCGCCGACAGACAAAAAUGGAUAUAGAGAAGGAAGUAAAGAAGAUGACCCUCGGGCAUGAGUUUGGGGCUGGAGCGGCCUGUUUGAAAUGCAAGAACAAGUGUGAAGGCUUUGAACUGCAUUUCUGGAGAAAAAUCUGCAGAAAUUGCAAAUGUGGCCUCACAGAGCACAACGUGCAGAUGAACUCGGAGGAGAACAAGAAGGUAGGCAAGCUGUUCGAGGACACCAAGUACACCGGGCUCAUUGCCAAGCUGAAGACGGACGGCAUCCCCAGCUACCAAGGCAACAUGGUGACCAUCACUCUGCCCAGCUCUGGCACUGCUUACAUCGUACCGCCGAGUGCCUCUUCCACUGUGGUGCCCCCUUCUGUCACAGCUGGUCCUGUGCAGCCUGCCGGAGCCACUGCAGGUUCAGCCAACAGCAGCACUCAGUCUCAUCCUCAGCCUCAGCCUGUACCAGCCAGCGUCGAACCUGUCAAGGCUAACAAAGUGCCUGUUACUGUCAGCGCCUCAUCAGCCAUUUUGGUACCAGUCCCCAAAGAUGUGCCAAUGACGUCCGUCACCUAUGAGUGGGCACCACCAGUAGCUAAUAAGUAUCUGGCGGCGCGUUACAUCGAGCUGCUCCCGCCAGAGAGACGUCCGGUGGCCGGGACAGAGGGAGCUGCUUACCGUAGGCAGCAGAUGGCCCGGCAGCUGCCCGAGCACGACCAGGACCCGUCCAAGUGCCACGAGCUGAGCCCCGCCGAGGUCAAGCUAAUGCAGCAGUUUGUUCGCAAGUACAAAGAUGACGCCCUGGGGGUUGGAGAUGUUGUGCUGCCUGAAGAAAUGGCUCUGGUUCAGGCAGGAGGGCAGGGAGGAACUGGUGUUGGGGCUGGAGGGGGACAUGGUGCUGGGGGGGCAGGGUUUGGACCGGGAGUUGGAGCUGCUGGGGUUGGAGCUGGUAAUGCUGCUGGUUCUCGGCCAGGGGCUGCAGGCCCGGGUGUUGGGCCUAUGGCUGGUGCUGGUGCUGGGACUAGGGCUGGCUUUGGACCUGGUGCAGGGGCUGGAGGAGCUGGAGCUGGUGGUACUGGAGCCCUUUCAGGGCCUGGGACUGGACUGGCUGGCUCUGGGCCAGCUGGAGGAGCCAUGGGCACUGCUGCCACCGCUGGAGCCAUCGGCCUGCCUGGAGCUCAGCAACCUGGACUACCACAGCGGGCCUUUUCAUGCAAUCACUGCCAGCACCCGAUGCGUGUGGGCGAGCCAGCCGUCUAUGCUGAGCGGGCCGGCUACGACAAAAUGUGGCACCCAGCAUGCUUUGUGUGUUGUACCUGCAACGAGCUACUGGUGGACAUGAUCUACUUCUGGAAGAAAGGGAAGCUGUACUGUGGACGCCAUUAUGGAGACAGCGAGAAGCCGCGCUGCGGAGGCUGUGAUGAGCUGAUCUUCAGUAAUGAGUACACUCAGGCUGAAGGCCAGAACUGGCAUCUGAAGCACUUCUGCUGUUUUGACUGUGACUGCAUCCUUGCCGGAGAGACCUAUGUCAUGGAGAAUGACAAGCCUGUCUGCCAGCCGUGCUACAUGAAGAACUACGCGGUGAAAUGCUCAUCCUGCCAGAAUGCGGUAGAGCCCGAGGCCCAGAGGGUUUCCUACGGCGAGUACCACUGGCACGCCGAGCCUCAGUGCUUCAAGUGCUCCGGCUGCUCCAAGUGCCUGGUCGGCCAGCGAUUCAUGGCGGUGCAGCGCUUCCUCUUCUGCUCUGUGGAGUGCAAGAAGAAAACCAUGGCUUAGAGGGCCAAAACAACUCCCUCCAUCUUCUCCACAACCACUUGUGAAACCAGGAUAGGUUCGGCUAAGACUAGAACCCGAGCGGGGAAAACAAACAUUAGUGCAGCUGUGCAUGGGAAGAGAGGGAUUGUGGUUGUGUUAACAUCGAAUAGAGUGCCUGACUCCUCUGAUAUAGAGAAAUACCAGAAUAGUGAGUCCAUUUGCCUUUGGGUGCUCUUUUCUUUUUGUCCACAGUAUUGAUAAAUUUGUCUCAAUUAGACACCUAAACUCUUAUCUUCCAGUUUAUCUGCCUUUAAAAUCAGUGGUCUUAUUUCAACAAGUAGAUUUUUGUACUGCUUUUCUUGCACUGUUUUCUAACUGAAGAGAUUAAUUUUGUAUUGGUGAGUUUUUGCAAUCCAGUAUUUUUUAUGUUAAACCUGUGUCUUUGAUAGUAUCAGUGCUAUGCUACUCAUAUGGUACCUACUGUUGAUUUAAUAUGCCAACUUUUACUGCUUCCUUCAUACAAAAACUACUGAUACUCACUCUCCUCUAUGCAGAUUAUUGGCCCGGUUUGGGGUUGCUUUGCUUCCAGUGCAGUGUAUUCCAGAUUCACUGAAAAAAAACAGUCCGUGAGAGAUUUGGAAGUACAUUCCCCCAUAGUUGCUAACAAAAGAUUUGGCUACUGUAGUUGUUUUAUUGCACAUAAUCCAAUGAGGUGAAUAAUAGUGUUUCAUAGUAUUCUUGGGGAACAAAACAAUGUGAAAUCUUCCAGUAUACACCACCAGCAGUUACCAGUUUAUAAAAGGUACCCGGUACAAACUAUUGCUUUCCCAACAACAGGCCUGGAAUUAAGUGGUGGUAUGUAGAGAGGUGCAUGACCGGUAUACCGUCCACCUUGUGUAUGUUAAUUGGGAUGAACAGAGUGCAAAAAUAUAUGGAGUUUUCCAAGUAUAUUGGAUUGCAUUGCCUUCUAAUAAUGAACUGGUAAGUCUGUGUAAUGCAGUUCAAUCCAAUCCAAUAAUACUGCAAACUAUAUCCUCAGAAAAGGCUGUAGAAUUGACAUGAUCUUCAGAAAUGUCUGUAUAAUUCAUUUUAUUCGGAUCUCCAUUAGCUUCCAAGUGAUUACAAGCAAAAUAAAACAUGUAUAAUUCUGUAUAAAUAAAAGGAAAAACGCAAACCAAUCUUGAAUUGCAGAAUUAAGUGUUCUUUGUCAUCCAAUUCUAUGUAGAUCAUCCACUGGGUUCCUGGUGAAUAUAAACAGUGCCAAGUUGUUUUAUAGGAAUGGCAUGGUACCCAAGGACUAUAAAACAGUUGUCCUCUAUUCUUGGUCAUUUUUUGUGCCAUGUAUUUUCCCUUUCAUGCAAUAAAGUGCACUUUAAAU